GGCAAGGACUGCAGCAGCAUGCACCAACCGCGGUUGAGCUGUUCGGGGACACGAGGAAGGGGAACUGAGGAGAGAAAAUAGUGUGCUAUCUCACAGCAGCCUACGUGUACAUCUUUGCAGCGGAGGGAACGAUGCAUUUCAAGAGUGGAUAGCUUAUGUUAUCCGGCCUCCUCUGCACUGCCUCUGCAUCCCAUUCACCCUGCUCCUCCCACUCCAACUCUUCCUCCUCCUCCUCCUGUCUACAGCAUCAUUAGCCCGGACUACAGAUUGACUGGGUCUAGUGAGUGGUGGAUGGUCAGGUUUGCCCCGGCUGAAAGAUUCUUCUGUGGCUAUGCUACAUCUACACCUUCACUGAUGGCUGGAUUGUAAUCGUCAUUUGGAGCUAGAAGAUAACCCACAACCCGAAAAGAAUCUCGGAUGUGUGUGGCAUUCUGUACCAGUGUUGUCAUUGGCGCAUUUCCUCUAUUUCGCUGGUUGUUUUUGCCUUCUCUGAGACUGGCUAGCAGGCACUGCAGCAUCAGGACCGCAAGACCCAUGAAGCAGUAGGGCAUGAGGACCCAGGGGCAACCCAAAGGAAGGGCUUGAGUGCUUCAAUUGCUACCACUGCUGCUGAGCUGAGUGAUUGGGACAGCGGGUGGAAGAGAAGAUGCUUAUGGCCCGAGACACGGCGCGGGACGAGGCUCAAAAGCUUCACAGGAAGUGGCUGAAGCACCAGGCCUUUAUGGCGGAACUGGCCCGCAAUAAAGAAUGGCUCGCCAAGAUAGAACAGGAGGGUCAGGAGCUGAUCCAGGAGAAGCCCGAGCUGCGUUUAGUCGUUCAGCAGAAACUUGUGGAGAUAAGAGAGUGCUGGUCCGACCUGGAGAGCACAACCAAGGCCAAGGCCCGCCAGCUCUUUGAAAACAACAAGCCUGAGCCGGCGGUGAAGAGCUACUCAGACCUCGACAACCAGCUCUCCCACCUGGAGCAGCAGCCCCCCCAGCUGGAACAGGCACACCAUCUGCCCACCUUCAAUGAACAGCUCCAGAAAUUCCAGGCUAUGGAGUCUCAGAUAGGGGACUUUUACAAGGAUGUGGGAGAGCUGGGAAGCUUGCAGGGUGUCUGCCUACCCCAGCGAGGGCUGAUGGCAGGUGACAGGGAGGCCGGCGAGCAGUCAGGCGUGGUAGAGACUCGCAUCGUCCGCCUCAUUGAGCCCCUGAAGGAGAGACGUCGCAUCCUGCUGGCUUCCAAAGAGAUGCAUCAAGUCGCCCAGGACCUGGAGGAUGAGAUACUGUGGAUCCAGGAGAGGCUUCCCUUGGCCUCCUGUAAGGAUUAUGGGAAUAACCUCCAGAGUGUACAGCAGCAUGUAAAAAAGAACCAGACACUCCAGAGGGAGCUGACAGGUCGGCGCGCUCGUGUAGAGGAGGUUCUGGACCGGGCGGGGAUCAUCGCUUCGCUGAGGACUCCUGAGGUGGAGUUUGUGCGUGAAGGGGCGGGGCAUGUGCGCCAGCUGUGGGAGGUUUUGCAGCUGGAGGCAGAGAGGAGGUGUGUGAUGCUGGAUGCCACACUGCAAGCUCAGCAGUACUACAAUGAGGCGGUUAAAGUGGAGUCCUGGCUGUCAGGUCAGAAGCUGCAUCUGGUCAAUGAAGAAAAAGGCACGGAUGAGGCGAGCACCCUGCAGCUGCUGAAGGGCCACCUGGCUCUGGAGCAAACGGUGGAAACAUAUGCAGAGACAGUAGGCAUGCUCUCCCAGCAAUGCCAGCGUCUACAGGAACUGGGACACCCAGAAAGUGAGCAGCUCACCAAGCAGCAGUCCCACAUAGACCGGCUGUAUGUGUCUCUGAAGGACAUGGUGGAGCACAGGAAGAACAAGCUGGAGCAGCAGUACUGGCUCUAUCAGCUCAACAAGGACGUGGAGGAGUUAGAGAAGUGGAUCACUCAGCGUGAGACAGUGGCCAGUUCCACCGAGCUGGGCCAGGACCUCGAGGAUGUCACGGUGCUUCAGGAGAGAUUCACCAAGUUUGCCUCAGAAACCAACAGCAUUGGCCAGCAGCGCAUGGAGCAGGUGAACAAAAUGGUGAACGAGAUGAUUGACUGCGGCCACUCGGACGCAGCCACUAUCGCCGAGUGGAAGGAUGGACUGAACGAGUCGUGGGCCGACCUCCUAGAGCUGAUGGAGACCCGCAGACAGAUGCUGGCAGCAUCGCACCAGCUGCAUAAGUUCUUCACUGACUGCAAAGAGGUCUUGGCUCAGAUCGCAGGGAAGAUGAAGCAGCUGCCAGAGGUGAGGGCGUGCCAAGCCAACAUCACCAAUCCAGCCACCCUACAGAGACUCAUGCACUCUUUUGAGCAUGCCCUUCAACUGCUAGUUGCACAGGUGAGGCAGCUGCAGGAAAACGCUGCCCAGUUGAGGACAAUCUAUGCUGGUGAAAAGGCUGAGGCCAUCAUGGUCAAAGAGCAGGAAGUGAUGGAGGCCUGGAGGGAGCUUCUGAGCUCUUGUGAGGCCAGUCGCGUCCAGGUCACUUCUGUAACAGACAAGGUGCAGUUCUUUUCAGUGGUGCGUGAAAACCUGAUGUGGAUGGAAGGCAUCAUGGGCCAGAUUGGAUGGGAUGAGCCCAGGGAUUUGACGGCUCUCGAGGUGAUGAUGAGACAACAUCAGGAGCUGAAAGCCAAAGUAGACGGCCGCAGCAAGACCAUACAGCAGUGUGCAGAUCUGGGCAAGAUCCUAAUAGCUGCAGGCAACCUUGCAUCAGAGGAGAUAAAAGAGAAGCUGGACAGUCUUCUGGCUAAGCAGAGGGAUCUUGUUGAAAAAUGGGACAAACACCAGGAAAAGUUACAGCGCAAGCAGGAAAAGUUCCAGUUUGCCCAGGAGACGGUUAAGGCGGAAGCCUGGCUAAAGGCCAAGGAGCCGCUGAUCACCUCCAAGGAGCCAGAGGGAGGAGAGGCCCGGACCCAAACUGACGAGGUUGAGCAACUCAUCCUUCGCCACGAGGCCUUCCGCAAGGCUGCUGUAACCUGGAAAGAACGCUUCAGCUCUCUCCGCCAGCUUUCCGCAGCUGAGAAGAAAAAAGAGGAGGAGAAAAAGACAACCCCACUCUCCAGCCGAAGGAUGUUCCCAUUAUCAUGUCUGACUCCCAGUGUUCCCUCAUCCAGUGUUCCCUCAUCUUUCUUGAGGCAGACGGUACAGCAUAUAGAACCCAAACCCUUACAGACCAGUCUGGAUCUGGGUGCCUCCCCUGCAACCCAGAGAUUGUCCUCAACCCUAGCCAGUUACAAGCCAGUUAUAAAUGGAUCAGGCUACCAUGGACUGGAACAGCAGUGCAGUGGGAAGUUGGCAAGCUCCUCAUACCUUGGCAUGAACCACCAGGGGGCGGGAGGUGGAAGUGACUCCGGUUUCUCUGCGCUGACCUCUCAGAGUGCUGGAGCAGAUACUUCUACUUAUCAUGGGAUAAACCAUCUGCCAACUGCUGGCAGUGCGGAGAGCUCUGGGUACUUUGGACUGACUACUGGGAGUGUGGGUGGUACACAAAACCAUCUAGGCAGUGGCAGGUUAGGAAGUUCAGGUAACCUAGCUCAGCAGCCAAGCAGUGGAGGUAUGGGAAGCCCUGGCUUUCUGCCUCAACCGAAUAUGGGCAGUUCUGGAUAUUUGGCCCAACCACAAAACAUGGGAAGUUCUGGAUACUUGGGACAUCAGCUUAAUCUAGGGAGUACAGGAUAUUUGGCACAACAGCCUAAUUUAGGGAGUACAGGAUAUUUGGCACAACAGCCUAAUAUGGGGAGCUCUGGGUAUUUGGCACAGCAGCCUAAUAUGGGGAGUUCCGGGUAUUUGGCACAACAGCCUAAUAUGGGGAGUGCCGGGUAUUUGGCACAACAGCCUAACAUGGGGAGCUCUGGGUAUUUAGCACAACAGCCUAAUAUGGUGAGUUCUGGAUACCUAGCACAGAAUUAUCAGAGCAGUGGGGCAUUGGGUAGCUCAGGCUUUCUGGCACAAAAUAAUUACAGCAGUGGUAGUCUGGGCAGUUCUAGUUACCUGGCACAGAGUGGUGGCAUCAUGGACCCUAAAAUGGCAUAUGCAUGGCAGCACCUGAAAGCUGACUUCAUGCAGCCCAGGAUCAACCACAUCCACAAGGCUGUAAACCCCCUCCUAGAGGCCAGCCGAGUGCAGCGGGAACAGUUUGGGGACAUCCCAAUGGCAGACAUGGUGGGGCCAGAGUCGGGGCUGGAGCUCCUCCACGGCCGUCUCCAGAGGGAUCCCCGUGGCAGCCGCUCUGAUCCUCAGAUGGACCAUCUGAGGCGAGAGAGGGAGUACAAGCUGGGUAGACAGACCUCCAGCGAACAGGAGAUCCAGGCCAGGCUAAACGAGCUGCCGUUGAUUGUGCGUCAGGAGCGCUACCGGAGGCGCCUGGAGAGGCAGUCGUCCAGCGAACAGGAGGGGAGCAGCAAGCAGAGGCUGCAGAGACAGGACUCGAGUGACCUGGAGGGCUCUAUUAAAGAGGGUUCUGACAAACGCUCAGGGGAUAAGAGAUCUACCAUGGCAGAGAUCGUAGAACAGGUCCAGGAGAGAGAGGCAGCAUCUGCACAAGGAGAUUCUUAUCGCCCUGCAAGCAGCCUCUCAGCACCUGUGACUCGUUUUGAUGGACGUCCUCGUGCACGAGACCGGCCCAAACCGAGGAGGAGGCCCCGUCCAAAAGAGCCUGAGGAGACACGACGUUCUCGCUCAGCUCCAGCUACUGGUGCCCCUACAACACCUCAGCCACCUUCACACACUGCCCAAAACGAAGGCUUCCUCUACCGCAAAAAGGCCACCACCUCUGACCUUGAAGCUCAGCAGAGAAGCCCAAACAGCAAGUCCUGGGUGAACGUAUAUUGUGUGUUGAAAGAGGGACAGUUGAUCUUCUACAAGGAUGCUAGAAACCACACCACAACAUACAAUGAAGAGCCUCCUGUAGAACUGAGUAACUGCUCCUAUGAUCCUUCAAUGGGAUACAAGAAGAAGAAAAAUGUCUUCAUUCUUCAAAUAAACGAUGGAAUCAACUUUGCAUUCCAUGCAAAAGAUGAGGAGGACCUGAAGGCUUGGACUUCUAAUAUCUCCACCUGCAUAGAUGAAUAUGAGGCCAUGGGCAAGUGGGACAAGCCAGGCACCUCGUCCAUGGACCCCGACCACUCGGAGAGAAAGGAGAAGUCAGAGGGGGACGCGGAUGCCAGGUCAGAGAGGUCCGAGCUCGCCGAAGGGGAGGAGAGGUCUGAGAAGGAGAGGUCAGAGAAAGGGGAUGGCUCUGAGAAGUUAGACACGUCAGAAAUUGCCGACAAAAUGGAGGGCGGGGCAGGGGGCUCCAGCACUUCUGGAAAGAGCAAAUGAGGAGCCCCUUUGUGUUUUAACAUUAUUCACUGACAAAAGGCGUAGGAGGCGGUGGGUGUGAGGGAUGGAUGGAGAGCAUGUGCAGCUAGGUUUGCUGAUCCUCAGUCACAGAGCUGGAACAUACUGAGGCCAUGGUCCUUGGACUGACUAUUGUUACUGUGACAGACUAAUCUCUCAGCCCCUCCCCUUCACCGAGGAAAUACAUCAGUGCUUGCAUUGUGCCACCUGCUGGUAGAUAGGAGGUUGGCCCAGACAGAAAGACAGACAGACUUCAACAAGUGGUCCCAGGUAUUAGUCACUGUCACGUCCCAUCGUUGAUCGUUUAAUCUCUUGGAUUCACAGCAUCUUUCUGUAUGUAUCUUUGACUGAUAAUGUAAUGCUCUGUCUAGCUAGACAAACCCGAGAAGUGGUGAAUGAUAUGUUUCACGAUAUCAAAAAAGAAAAAACUGUUUUUUGAAGCAAUAUACUUUUUUAUUUAUUCUCUUUGUUAAAAAGAGAAAAAGGGAAAAGGAAACAAUAAAUAAUUGCAAAUGUGAACUCUAUGAUUUGUCACAUCCACAUAAGCUUACUCCAGGCAGUUUUGCACCUUAGACACUUGACACAUCUGUAUACUAAUCAUAAUGACAUUUAAUCCCAUCACAUGGCUAGCUUUGAAUCAUGUUAAUAUAAAGGAAUGCUGGUGUUACCCACCUGACUUCAUUGGUGUCAAUUAAUACACAGUUCUACAGUUUCUUUUCAGAUUUUAUUUUUUAUUAUUUUUAUUAUUAUUAUUAUUAUUAUUAUUAUUAUUAUUAUUAUUAUUAUUAUUAUUAUUAUUAUUAUUAUUGUUUGUCCACAAUGAUCCAUGUCAAGAAAAGAGCUUUCCAUCGAAUUCUAAUCCAAGGUGUGUUCAAAGUGGCAAUGCUCAAAGUAAUACUAAGCCUAUGUGACACAAUGCCUUUGUAUACAUGACAAAAAUCAGAACAUUGCAUGAAAAAGUCUAUUAGUGCACUGUUAAACUUGCCUUUAUUUUUAUGUUCUUGAAAUAAGUUGGGCAGUAUUGGAAUUGCAAUAAUUUAAUGUGAGUGGGAGAAAAAUGUAUUUUACCAUAAUGGUCUACUUCUGAAAAUCCAGAGGUAAGUUUGACAAAGUAUGUUUGUCUUCUAACCACAGUAAGCAUGAGAAGAAAUGGAUGUUUCUUGGGGGGUUAUACCAGAGAAGUGACUACUCCUUGAUCUGUAACAUGAAUUAAGAAGCCAAAUGGCCCCUCUGCUGUUUGUACUGUAUUACUGCAAUUUCUUUUCCACAGAAUGUAUUGAUUUCAGCUGUGAAAUGUUCAAUCACAACAGAGUUUGUGGUGCCCAAAAUUGUAAAGUCCUGAAGCAGUUCGCUGAGAGUUAAGCCUCUCUGUACCCUGUGUCUUUCAUUUGAAGUUCAAACUGAUUGGAAUCUCUCCGUCAAAGGCAAGUUAAAUGUAAAACUGUCAUGAUUCAAGUCAUGAAUUGUAUAUACCUAUCUUUGUAUGUAUACCAAUAAAUCCUGUGCUCUAAUAAAACAAUACUCUGAACUGAAAUGGGUAAAAUUAAAACAUUUGUAUUAAUCCACGAAUAAAAACAAUCAUCACUCAAAUAUAUUAAUGUUUAUUACAAUUAAAUGAAAAAUAUGCAAAUUAGGAGCCUCUAUUAAAUAUCAUAGUGUAUAUAAAUACACCAGUAUCUAGUUGAAACACCUUUUACCAGGGAAGAGCAGCAGGACAUACAGUAGGUAUGCUUGUUGUAUUUUUAUAUGCCUAUAUUUAUUCAUAUCAGAUUCAGGAGUUGCCCCGCAGCCCCAAUAAGAAUGUGUACUAACAGCUGAGUCAGUGUGUCUGUGAGAGGUGUGAUACAUUUAUAUAUUACAGACCUGAGAAAACAACUAGCCUGGGCAGUUCAGUACAUGCUGCUCUGGAUAAUCUAAUAUUUGGUGACUAAACUGAAGUACAGCGUGCUGUGAUCCCAGAGAUGAACCGGCAUUAGUCCACUUAUUGUUUCUCAUGUAUGCCAAUUAUUUUAUUUUAUAUUUUAUAUGUAUAUUCAAAGUUUCAUUAAUGUCAGUAAAAUGUAGCCAUUUUGACACAUUGUACUCACAUUAAAGACGAAGGAGGAAAUACACAGCAGCUGAGACUUUCUUCAAUGUACGUACAGUAGCCUAUUCUUCCAUUUUCCAUCCUAUCAAACUGCACCUCAAAUGUGUAUAAAAAAAACAUCUUAACAGUUUUCCUUUCUAUGAAAACUCUAAAAGUAAAUCUCAGAUGCAACAGUAUUUGAAUUCCCUGACUUGAGGAUUGCAGUGACAGCGUGCUGUAUCUGUAUUACUGCAGCCUUCAAAUGAGUUGAACGACAAUACAUAAGUUAUGUUAUGGUGUGAAUGUUAUUUUCAUUUGUCAUUCACUGUUUGUUUUUACAUAAGUGCCAUGUCAUGCAGUUUGCUGAAACAGUGGUUCAGAAGAGAAAAAAACAAUUGGUUAUUGAAACAUGAAUAACGACAGUGAGCCAUGUCAUUGCAAUACAUAUUUUUAUCAUUGAAAUAGGAGCUGUAGUAUUUUCGUGUGGCUGUAAUUGUGCUGAUUUAUUGCUCAUGGCAGAUAUUUAGCCCGCAUCACCAUGUGUGUUGUAAGGGUUUGCUUACCAUCACUUUUAUGAAACCCACAGGGGACUUUUUUCCACUAUGUUAUAACAAUAACAGUCCAAAUUAAAUAGGCAGCAUAAACCGUGACUGAAGAAAAAAAUACUGUGCAAACUUUGUUUCCUUCAUUGAUGGUCUUACAAGUGUGUAUGUUGUUGUUACUUUACAUUAAAACUAGCUGCUAUGACAUUAAAUAAACCUCCAAACCUGCUGAUGCAAA
Molecule: messenger RNA, 8198 nt
Organism: Cottoperca gobio
Lineage: Eukaryota; Metazoa; Chordata; Actinopteri; Perciformes; Bovichtidae
Gene: sptbn4a
Product: spectrin, beta, non-erythrocytic 4a
Exons: 20
Coding region: 647-5335 (1562 amino acids)
Molecular function (GO): protein binding
Source: RefSeq, a predicted model, not a curated record